AUGAGAAAAGGAAAUAAUUUUAGGGGCGCUUUUCCGACGGACGGCGUCCCCGUUUUUUUCGGCUCCGCCGUUUUUCUCACGUCCGCACCAGGCACGUCGCGAGGUGGUGAGCGAUGCAAAAAACGAUUACGAAAAUGGCUCGUGCUCGGUUGUGGUGGACGAACAACAGAGACAGAGGUGUUCUGUCUGUGUGUGGUGGAUGAGUGGCGAAAAAACUCGCAACGGACCAGUGGCCCAAGCGGUUGGGCACAGGCAGCGAGACACGGCUUUUUUUCGGCUCGACUAUCCGUCGAAGACGGCAACGCUCAACCCGUGCCAGCCGGCGAGCCUCUCUGA
This is a messenger RNA of Strongylus vulgaris, 336 nucleotides long. The record is from the annotation of a GenBank genome assembly. Lineage: Eukaryota; Metazoa; Nematoda; Chromadorea; Rhabditida; Strongylidae.